Arabis nemorensis is the source of this 615-nucleotide messenger RNA. The record is from the annotation of a GenBank genome assembly. Lineage: Eukaryota; Viridiplantae; Streptophyta; Magnoliopsida; Brassicales; Brassicaceae.
AUGUCGUUGAGCAGGCUAGAGAGAGAGGAGUUUCGACCUUGCUCAGGCCGAGGGCAACCUACAGCUCGUCCAACAGGUUCAGAGCGAGACUCAUCCGAUCUCGAGAGCGAGGAGAAGGAUCUUAUCGCGGCGGUGGCUGAGUCGGAAGGAGUCCAUCAGAUGCUUACAGACGAGGUGGCAAACCUUAGGAGGAUUUUUCGUGCCCUCCCGGUUGGGAUGGAUGAUGGUGAGCGUAUGGAGUUGGCUGCAGCGUCACUAGGCGUACAAAACUUCUCGGGGUCCAGCAUCGAGACUCCGGGGUUAUAUGGUCUUAGCGCUAAGAAGGCUGCGUCAGGUCCUGCCACUAUGGAGUCGUUGGCUCCUGUACUAGGUGCACCCGCUACUGUCAUUGUUGAGCCACCUGUUGUGCCCGCGGAGCGGGUUACCGAGGUGGUUAUCCCCGCCCCAGGAGAUGCACCUGAGGAUGACGGGUCCGUUCCUUCUGUCCGUGUGGACACCGAGAUGUCCGAGCAGGUGUUCGUGGAGGAUGUCGAGGCGUCUGAGCAGGUGCUCGCGGAAGAUGCGACGGACGAGGCUGCAGGGCAGGAUGGGAUGGAGGUCGAGAAGACCGUUUAG